CUUUGCAUAAACCCAGAUGCCUCCCCUCCCUCUUGAUGAGCGUAUAGUGGUCAUUCAGCGCCCUAAAAACCUAGGCCUGUGUGAGGCUUCCCCACAGAGCAUCCCGCAGCACUCCUCUCAAAUUUCAGCAUCCACCAAUGGACAAGUGGCCCACCCUGCUCACCUCCACCCCUCUCAGUCCCAUUUCUACUCACCCGCCUGUAAAUCUCUGACUCUGGAAUGCAAGCGCAGGCCCACUCGCGCGCAGAAAUUCAAGGGCGACCAGCCUGCAACCCCAGCGGGUGUCAGACACAACCCUAGCCACUGCCAUAGCAAUGGCACAGUAACUCUCGGCCCACGGCUGCCCUCCCACACACAUACUAUUGAUAUCAGGGUGACGGUAGACAAAGGCGGACGGGGAGGAUACAGUAACUCGUUGGGGCGAGGAGGAACCGUCAAAGGUGGCCGAGGGAAAUGUGUCACUUCACAGUGGGAUCAAGGGCAAUGUGAGAGAACUGCUGGUAAGCCAGGUGGAGCUGAACACAAGUCACAGCGGAGCCGCCAUAGUCUGCUGUCAUCUUCCCCCGGAGGCGUCCUACAAUUUGUCCCAGCUCAGACCCAGCAUUACAGAUUCAAGAGUGAAAAGGAAAAAGAAAACACAAGUACUCUCAACAGGGGCGACCAGGAAUUUCACUCUCAAAGUCACAAGAAGAGUUCCAAACUGGGAACUGCCCAUCAAAGCCAUAACACUCACAGUCUGCCCUAUCACCAGAACUCCGUCCCUGUCCCUCAUGCUGCCAUCCUAAACUCCAACUAUCCUUCAUCCCCUCCCGCCCAACCCCCCCAUGUCCCUGUCUCAUUUCAGCAACUUGGCCAGCCCCACCUGUCACACAGAAGGGACCAACGCCCUCACAUCCUUCAUGGUCUACCCCUCUCCCCCUGCUCCUCCCACGCCGGAGGCUUCCCCAGCCCUGAUCAUACCUGCACUAUCGACUGCACCCACCCGUUCAGUUGUGGCUGCUGGAGGCUGGUAAGAUGCAGAGGGUAUAAGGGGCACUCAGCUAGCUGCCAAGGAGGCGGAGGAAGCUCUUCCACCUCGUUCUCCUGUGGUCACAAUGUUGGAGCAGUGAAGAGAGGAGGCAAAGUAAUGGGCCUGAGAAAUCUCGGGGGGUGUCUCUCCAACGCCUCCACCUCCAACACUUCCUCUUCCAACAGCACUGUGUCUGACUGCCGAGCAGGUCUGUUCAAACCUCUCCGCUGUGCCUCCUGCUCUGGAGAGGCCGGGAACUUUGAGAGUCCUGCUAUUCUUCGCAAAAAACUGGUAGGAGGAUGCCUGCCUUGUACCCCGCUGUCCUCCUCAGCCCCUCUCCGGGCCAUACAGAGCUGUGUCACAGGCUGCAACCCCAAAGCCUCUCAGACAGGCAGCUCCACCUGCAGCUACUGCAGCAGUGACCCAAUAGUAGUGACAUUCAAUCCUCGCCGGGGCAAACCCCCAGGAAGAAGCAUCGGAGGAGCUCGCCCAAUGGGUAUGUUCCAGGCCGAUGAUGAUGACUAUAGCGUGCGUACUGUCUGGCCUGAAGAGCUGGCCAAGAAGAUGACCCACUCUAAAGCCCAAAAGACUCACUGUGCCGGAAUGGGACUGGGAGUCGGUAAGACCUGUACAAGCCAGGCACAAAAUGGUAGCAAUGGAACGGGCCUUGUCCUGCUGGACUGUCAAAACCUCCAGGAAUAUCCACAGUCUCAGCUAAUAGACCACGCAGGCAGACGGUGCCUUCAGCAAGGAAAAAUGGCCGCCCUUGAUUUUAUGGGCCGCAGAUCAGGAUCUGGUUACGAUGACGGGCGGAGCUCACUGAAGAGGCUCCUGAAUAAAAACGAAGAUGGAGGAAUGGGGGACAGUCAUGAGCAAAAUGGAGAAGCAGCAUAUCCACAUUCCCCCUCUCCUCGUUCUGUCUCCCCACCUUCACCUGUGUCCUUUUCGCCUCCCCCAUCCGCCCCCAGCACACUCAUCAAGCCCAAACCUUGGCAAAGAGACAGGGAGGGAGGACACUCUCUGCCGUCGGCUCAGUCACUUCACCUGGCCCUCAACUCCCUGAACAGAGAGCAAAAUGAAGAGAACAGCAGAAUGCACUUGUCUCUGCCGCUCUCUUCAUCAUUGCCAGCGUCUCUGUCAGACGAGAGUUUGAUGACGCCUGAUGCGGAGAAUGCCGUGAUCAGUGCCAUCCUGCCCUUCCUGUUUCUGGGGAACGAGAGAGACGCCCAGGACCUGGACCUGCUGAUGCGCCUCAACAUCGGCUACGUGGUCAACGUAACGACACAUCUGCCCCUCUACCACAUCAACUCCGGACUGCGCUACAAAAGGCUGCCAGCCACCGAUAACAGCAAGCAAAACCUUCGACAGUACUUCGAGGAAGUUUUUGAGUUCAUUGAGGAGGCAUAUCAGAGUGGACAGGGAGUGUUGGUGCACUGCCAGGCAGGCGUGUCCCGUUCGGCAACCAUCGUCAUUGCCUACCUUAUGAAGCACACCCUCAUGACAAUGACAGAUGCCUACAAGUACGUGCGAAGCCGGCGUCCUGUGGUGUCCCCCAAUCUAAACUUCAUGGGCCAGCUUUUGGAAUUCGAGCGGGACCUCAACUCUGGGGUGACUCCUCGCAUCCUGAUGCCCAAACUGAACGGUGUGGAGACACAGGUGUGAGAAAGGUCAGCGGACAAGAGCAUGCAGGUUUUUACCACAGAUCAAAAUGAAGACUAAAGUGGCAUUAAUGGGUGCAGCACAUUUUAGAAGACAGACAUGGUGAGAAAUAUUACAUCUGGGAAACGGUUUGGCAAUUAGUGCACUUUUAAUACUGUGAAAUACGAGACAAAAGACUGGAUGUGUCAUUUGUUUAAGUAGUAAUUCUUAGACAACAUGAUCUCCAUCCAGUAUACUGUUUAUAAGAUAAUGUGCCAAUAUUUUGUAUAGACCUUACAUGACUCUCAGAUAUCUCAUCUCUUUUUUUCUAAUGCCUCAUCCUUUUUGUUCCUGUUGUUUACAUUCACAGCACCACACACAAAUACAUAAAUGCAUGCAGCACAGGAACGCAAACAUGCAAAGGGAUCUCUGUUUAUGUCCUACUUCAUCUACUACAACACUCUCAUGUUCCCGCCAUAUGUAGCAACACACAGGUUAUUACACUGCACUUUAAAGCCCAUGCAUUUGUUUCAGUAUCACCAACAGAAUUGUCAUAAAGAUGUGAAGGAUUUGUCACACAGUCUUCAGUCAUUGUUUGGUUAUGAUUAUCAUGUUUGUUUGUUGUUUUCCUUUCCCAUUUUGGAACUGUGCAAUAGAGAAGCAUGGACCUAGUCAGUAGCAUUGAGUAGCAUUUACCUGGAUGUGACAAAA
Molecule: messenger RNA, 3358 nt
Organism: Notolabrus celidotus (New Zealand spotty)
Lineage: Eukaryota; Metazoa; Chordata; Actinopteri; Labriformes; Labridae
Exons: 3
Coding region: 17-2671 (884 amino acids)
Biological process (GO): protein dephosphorylation; negative regulation of JUN kinase activity
Cellular component (GO): cytoplasm; cytosol
Molecular function (GO): protein tyrosine/threonine phosphatase activity; MAP kinase tyrosine/serine/threonine phosphatase activity
Source: RefSeq, a predicted model, not a curated record